Branchiostoma floridae (Florida lancelet) is the source of this 1748-nucleotide messenger RNA. Its product is annotated as pre-mRNA-splicing factor 38A-like. Lineage: Eukaryota; Metazoa; Chordata; Leptocardii; Amphioxiformes; Branchiostomatidae. Gene Ontology annotation, cellular component: precatalytic spliceosome. The record is from RefSeq and is a predicted model, not a curated record.
AAAUCUUUGUAUGCCGAAAGGUUACUACAGGUCAGAUUCUACAUCCGGGCACUGUGUCUAACAUGGCGAACCGAACUGUGAAAGACGCUCACAGCGUCAAGGGGACAAACCCGCAGUAUUUGGUGGAGAAAAUCAUCAGAUCGAGAAUCUACGAAUCGAAAUACUGGAAGGAAGAAUGCUUUGGUCUCACGGCCGAGCUACUCGUAGACAAGGCUAUGGAGCUGAAGUACAUCGGGGGUGUGUAUGGGGGGAACAUCAAACCCACCCCGUUCCUGUGCCUGGUGCUGAAGAUGCUACAGAUCCAGCCGGAGAAGGACAUCAUCGUGGAGUUCAUCAAGAACGACGAGUUCAAGUACGUACGUUGUCUGGGAGCCAUGUACAUGCGACUGACGGGAUCAUCGCUGGAUGUGUUCAAGUACCUGGAACCUCUGCUGAACGACUACAGGAAGGUCAAGUGGAUGGACAGCAUGGGGAAGUUAAACCUGUCCCAUGUUGAUGAGUUUGUUGAUAACCUACUGAGAGAGGAGCGCAGCUGUGACACCAUCCUGCCAAGAAUACAGGGUCGCCAUGUCUUGGAAGAGUCCAAUACACUUGAGCCAAGGGUGAGUCUUCUGGAUGAUGACCUUGAGGAUGUGGAGUCCAGUGAUGAAGAGAUGGACGCCAAGGAAACCAGGCGAUCACCAUCCCCCGACUAUCAUCGUGGCAGCUACCGUGACCUGGACCGACCUCGGCGCAGCCCGUCACCACGAUACCGGCGCAGCAGAAGCCGAUCACCUCACAGAAGACGUAGCAGAUCUCCCAGAAGAAGCGCUUCUCCCCCCCGCCGGCACCGUAGCCGCAGCCCGCCGCACAGACGCCGCUCUCGAUCUCGUGAGAGGAGACACAGGUCAAGGUCACCAGCAGCUCGCAGGCGCCAUCGCUCACGAUCAGCCUCUCCACACAGGUCAUCCAAGAAGCACAAAGACCACAAGGAUCACAAAGAGAAGAAGAAGGAGAAAAAGAAAGACCGGGACAGUCACCGAGAUCGAGGGAAGGGGAGAGAGGUGUCAAAGGAGGAGUUAGAGAUUCAAGAAGCCAAUGCCCUCCGUGCCAAACUGGGCAUGGCCCCGCUGAGACCCUAGUGUGUAUGUUAAGUGCGAGAAUGUACUUCUGUAUAGACAAAAUGAAAGUGUAGAAAAUUGAGGAACAUUUCUGAGUCUACCAUCGUUAAGUCAUCUGGCACAAAGUGGCAGAACACGUUGAGUAAUAUCAUUUUAGUUUUGAAGCGAUAAAGGUUGACUGUCAGAAGCCUUUACUACAUAAUGACUGUGUUAAGGAAAAUAAUAAACUUGGGAAACACCACUCGAUUUGUUUGAAGUGUCUGUCUCUUUCUGUCAUACAUAAAUCAUACAGUAGUUUUGUUUACUUGCCCUUGCAUGUAUUGUGUUCCAAGAACAAAGGAAAAUAUAAAUGGACAUUUGAUCCCUUAAACAAUAAAUUACCAAUAAUCUAUGCAGUUAUAUACAUGAAAGUGCCUAUGUCUAUGUGGUAUUGCUACAAAGGUCAAGAAGGUUGAUUCUUGCAGGACUGCUUAUCUUCCUUCCAGCCUUAUAGUUGUAUGAAAAAUUGUAAAGCUUUCCACUACAAGGCUAUAAUUCUAUUGACUCAAGCAAUAGACUAGUAAACAAAGAUGUAACCGUCGAACAUAGUGCGUCUUCAGUUUUAAGUCUCAUAUUAUCUGCACAUGGUCACUGGAUAGGUUUCACUGU